UGACGUUUACAUUAUUUAACUUUUAUCGAUAAGAGAGCGAGUUGUUUUUUAAUUUUUUCCACGCUUUUUGUGGUAUCGAUUUCACGGAAAAUGGAGUUUAGAUUUAACGUCAACGAAGUGUUGAAAACACCUCUGGUUAAAAUCGGCAAUUCACUCAUACCAUCGGAUUAUGCCGGACCCAGGAGGAUGUUGUACGACACCAUUUCAAAGGUUGGUGAAAUUGUAAACGAAAUGGGAUCGGCUUCCGCUAAAUCUCAGGGUUUGCUCAGACCGUUGACUACCACAGACAAACUGAAAAAUUCCCAGCACGACCUUUACUUAGCCGUGGAUCAAACAGCGAAUUACGGAAGAGGAGCAGUCGCGGGAAUGUUAAAAACAGGAAAGAAAAGCUUGUACGUGUUGGACAGAUUAGGCAGGGAGUACCAAGUCAAGGCGCCUUUUCUGUUCGAUUUCUACGUGCCGGAGAACAAGCAGCGAAUGGGCUGGGGUAAAUUCUUGUACGACAGUCUGCUGUGGCAGAACGAUCUGGAACCGGCGAAAAUAGCCUACGAUCAACCGACCGACGCCUUGUCGAAUUUCCUCAGCAAGCAUUACGGCCUGAGCGAUGCGGUCAAGCAGCCCACCAGGUUUGUCGUUUAUGAUGGAUUUUUCUCCAACGAAGAGGGCCAGCCGAUGGAAACUACCAAAAGUGAAAUAGUCGAAGACGAUUUCGAAGAAGACAAAAUUCCUCUGGGGAGAUCUAGGAGAAAUCCUAAGUACGAAUUAGUUAUACCUGACGAGGAUGAAGAAGAGAUGUAUAGACCUAAAAAUCUUUUAGAAUAAAAAUGUAUACACCUUUGGGAUUUAUUAAAUAAAUAUACGACUUUU
Phyllotreta striolata is the source of this 867-nucleotide messenger RNA. The record is from the annotation of a GenBank genome assembly. Lineage: Eukaryota; Metazoa; Arthropoda; Insecta; Coleoptera; Chrysomelidae.